AUGUCCGGACAUCCGCAGGGAGGCCAGGGCCAAGCCCACUACGACGAUGGCUACGGCCACAGUCAGGGCCAGCCCCAGGGCCAGGGCCAGGACUCGUACUACCAUGACGACCAGCAAUACGGCCAGUACCACGACGACGCCCGUGGCCAGCAGGGUCACUACCAGCAGAACGCCAACGACGCCUACUAUGACGAACAGGGCUACUAUGACGGCCAGCAUCAGCAGAACGGCGGAUAUUACGACGAACACCACGGCCAGCAGCAGGGUUACCAAGACGAAUACUACAAUGACCAGUACUAUGACCAGGGUGGUGCCCAGGAGGGGUAUGCUCCCAACGCACAGGCCGGCCAGCCCAGGCGCCGCCAGCACGACUCGGAGGAGGACUCUGAGACCUUUAGCGACUUCACCAUGAGGUCCGACAUGGCUCGUGCAACCGACAUGGAUUACUACGGCCGUGGCGACGAGCGAUAUAACAGCUACGGUGGCGAAGGCAACCGUGGCUACCGCCCUCCCUCGUCGCAGGUUUCGUAUGGCGGCAACCGCUCAUCCGGUGCGUCAACCCCCAUCUACGGCAUGGACUAUUCGAAUGCUCUCCCUGCUGGUCAGCGCUCGCGCGAACCCUACCCGGCCUGGACUGCCGAGGCCCAGAUUCCCUGCACAAAGGAGGAGAUCGAGGACAUUUUCCUCGACCUCACCGCCAAAUUCGGUUUCCAGCGUGACAGCAUGAGGAACAUGUACGACCACUUCAUGACGCUGCUCGACUCGCGUGCAUCUCGCAUGUCGCCUAACCAGGCGCUCCUGUCCCUCCACGCAGAUUACAUUGGUGGCGAGAACGCCAACUUCCGCCGAUGGUACUUCGCUGCUCACCUUGAUCUCGACGACGCCGUCGGUUUCGCCAACAUGAACCUUGGAAAGGCCAGCCGUAGGACGCGCAAGGCCCGCAAGGCGGCCAAGAAGAAGGCUGGCGAGAACCCUGGUGACGAGAACGAGACCCUCGAGGCAUACGAGGGCGACAACAGCCUGGAGGCUGCCGAGUACCGCUGGAAGACAAAGAUGAACCGCAUGUCGCAACAUGACCGUGUUCGCCAGGUCGCCCUUUACCUGCUCUGCUGGGGUGAAGCCAACCAGGUCCGGUUCAUGCCUGAGUUGCUCUGCUUCAUCUUCAAGUGCGCAGACGACUACCUCAACUCGCCCGCUGGACAAGCCCAGACCGAGCCUAUUGAGGAGUUCACAUACCUGAACGAGAUUAUUACACCUUUGUACCAAUACUGCCGCGAUCAGGGUUACGAAAUCCAGGACGGCAAGUACGUCCGCCGUGAGCGCGACCACUCUUCGCUCAUUGGUUACGACGACAUCAACCAGCUCUUCUGGUACCCCGAGGGUCUUGAGCGCAUCAUUUUCGAGGACAAGUCUCGCAUUAUCGACCUCCCUCCAGCUGACCGUUAUUUGAAGCUGAAGGAUGUCAUGUGGAAGAAGGUCUUCUUCAAGACCUACUACGAGCGACGUUCGUGGUUCCACAUGCUGGUCAACUUCAACCGUAUCUGGGUCAUUCACUUGACAGCUUUCUGGUUCUACACCGUCUUCAACUCGCAACCUGUCUACACCAAGAACUACGAGCAGCAGAAAGAUACCAAGCCGAACAAGGCUGCUACUUUGUCAGCCGUCGCGCUCGGUGGAGCCCUUGCUUCGUUGAUCCAGAUUCUUGCUACCUGCGUUGAGUGGGCUUACGUCCCUCGCAAGUGGGCUGGCGCUCAGCAUUUGACCAAGCGUCUCUUGUUCCUCAUCCUAGUCUUCGUCAUCAACGUCGGUCCUAGUGCCUACAUCUUUGGUGUCAGCCAAACUGGCCAGAUUGCCAACAUCUUGGGUGGUGUUCAACUGGCCAUCGCGUUCAUCACAUACAUCUUCUUUUCGGUCAUGCCUCUUGGUGGUCUCUUUGGAAGCUACCUUACCCGCAACUCGCGCAAGUACGUUGCCAGCCAGACAUUUACAGCCAGCUACCCUCGUCUCAAGGGCAACGACAUGUGGAUGUCUUACGGUCUCUGGGUCCUCGUCUUCGCUGCCAAGCUCGCUGAGUCUUACUUCUUCUUGACUCUGUCGAUCAAGGACCCCAUUCGGAUCUUGUCGCACAUGAAGAAGCCCGACUGUCUCGGUGAUGCUAUCUUUGGAGACAUUCUCUGCAAGUACGAACCCAGGAUCUUGCUUGGGCUGAUGUACUUUAUGGAUCUGGUCCUCUUCUUCCUGGAUUCUUACUUGUGGUACAUUAUUGCCAACAUGCUGUUCUCCGUUUCUCGAUCCUUUUACCUCGGUGUCUCGAUCUGGACUCCAUGGAGGAACAUCUUCUCCCGCCUGCCGAAACGUAUCUACUCAAAGAUCCUCGCCACCACCGAUAUGGAGAUCAAGUACAAGCCCAAGGUUCUCAUCUCUCAGAUCUGGAAUGCUGUUGUCAUCUCCAUGUACCGCGAACAUCUCUUGGCCAUUGAUCACGUCCAGAAGCUUCUGUACCACCAGGUUCCUUCCGAGCAGGAAGGUAAGCGCACCCUGCGUGCUCCCACCUUCUUCGUCUCUCAGGAAGACCACUCAUUCAAGACUGAGUUCUUCCCUGCUCAGAGCGAGGCCGAACGUCGUAUCUCUUUCUUCGCGCAGUCUCUGUCUACGCCCAUUCCUGAGCCUCUGCCUGUCGACAACAUGCCCACUUUCACUGUCAUGAUUCCUCACUACGGAGAGAAGAUUCUCCUUUCGCUCCGUGAGAUCAUCCGCGAGGAUGAGCCAUACUCCCGCGUUACCCUCCUCGAGUACCUCAAGCAGCUUCACCCUCACGAGUGGGACUGCUUCGUCAAGGACACCAAGAUCCUCGCAGAUGAGACUUCGCAGUUCAACGGGGAUGAUGAGAAGAACGAGAAGGAUACCGCUAAGAGCAAGAUCGACGAUCUUCCCUUCUACUGCAUUGGUUUCAAGUCUGCCGCGCCUGAGUACACUCUCCGAACUCGUAUCUGGGCCUCGCUCCGCUCGCAAACUCUGUACCGUACCAUCUCUGGUUUCAUGAACUACAGCCGUGCAAUCAAACUGUUGUACCGUGUCGAGAACCCCGAGGUUGUUCAGAUGUUCGGUGGCAACUCUGACAAGCUUGAGCGUGAGCUCGAACGCAUGGCCAGGCGCAAGUACAAGAUCUGUGUUUCCAUGCAGCGUUACGCCAAAUUCACCAAGGAAGAGCGCGAGAACACCGAGUUCCUGCUCCGUGCUUACCCUGAUCUUCAGAUUGCUUACCUGGACGAGGAGCCGCCUGUCAACGAGGGUGACGAGCCCCGCAUCUACUCUGCUCUGAUCGAUGGUCACUCUGAGAUCAUGGACAAUGGCAUGCGCCGACCCAAGUUCCGCAUUCAACUCUCUGGCAACCCCAUUCUCGGUGACGGCAAAUCUGACAACCAGAACCAUUGCAUCAUCUUCUACCGUGGUGAAUACAUCCAGCUUAUCGAUGCCAACCAGGACAACUACCUCGAAGAGUGUCUGAAGAUCCGCAGUGUCCUGGCUGAAUUCGAAGAGAUGACGACCGACAAUGUUUCUCCCUACACCCCUGGUAUUCCUAAUCCCAACUUCAACCCUGUCGCCAUUCUCGGAGCCCGUGAAUACAUUUUCUCCGAGAACAUUGGUAUCCUCGGUGACAUCGCUGCUGGAAAGGAACAGACAUUCGGUACCAUGUUCGCCCGUACUCUGGCUCAGAUUGGUGGCAAGCUCCAUUACGGACAUCCUGAUUUCUUGAACGGUAUCUUCAUGACGACUCGUGGUGGUGUCUCCAAGGCUCAGAAGGGUCUCCAUCUCAACGAGGAUAUUUACGCUGGUAUGAACGCUCUCCUCCGUGGUGGCCGCAUAAAGCACUGCGAAUACUACCAAUGUGGUAAGGGUCGUGAUUUGGGUUUCGGUUCCGUUCUUAACUUCACCACCAAGAUCGGUACCGGUAUGGGUGAGCAGAUGUUGUCUCGCGAGUACUACUACAUGGGUACCCAGCUGCCUCUCGACCGUUUCCUGUCCUUCUACUACGCCCAUCCUGGUUUCCACAUCAACAACAUGUUCAUCAUGUUGUCCGUGCAGUGCUUCAUGUUUGUGCUCUUGCACCUGGGAGCCCUCAACCACGAGACCAUUCUUUGCCAGUUCAACAAGGACCUUCCGAUCACCGACCCGCAAUGGCCCAAUGGCUGCGCCAACUUGGUUCCCAUCUUCGACUGGGUUUCACGUUGUAUCAUGUCCAUUUUCAUCGUUUUCUUCAUCGCGUUCGUGCCUCUUGUCGUUCAGGAGCUCACUGAGCGUGGUUUCUGGCGCGCUGCUACUCGUCUGGCCAAGCAUUUCUCCUCUGGAUCUCCCUUCUUCGAGGUCUUCGUUACUCAGAUCUACGCCAACUCGCUCCAGACCAAUUUGUCCUUUGGUGGUGCUCGUUACAUCGGUACAGGUCGUGGUUUCGCUACUGCCCGCAUUCCCUUCGGUAUCCUGUACUCUCGCUUUGCUGGACCUUCCAUCUAUCUCGGUGCUCGUGCCCUGAUGAUGCUCGUCUUCGCCACGAUUACGGUUUGGGGUCCCUGGCUCAUCUACUUCUGGGCAUCCCUGUUGUCUCUUUGCCUGGCGCCAUUCCUUUUCAACCCCCACCAGUUCUCAUGGGACGACUUCUUCAUCGACUACAGGGAAUACCUCCGAUGGCUGUCUCGUGGAAACACUCGUUCCCACAGCGCUUCUUGGAUCGGUUACUGCCGUCUGUCCCGAACUCGUAUCACUGGUUACAAGCGCAAGGUUCUCGGCGACCCAUCGUCCAAGCUUUCUGGAGACGUCCCACGUGCGGCCUUUACCAACAUCUUCAUGGCUGAAGUCCUGGGCCCCCUGGUUCUCGUUGCUGUCACCGUCAUCCCGUAUCUCUUCAUCAACGCUCAGACCGGUGUCCCGAACCGCCAGACUGACCUUGAUUCGGCUACCCUCAGCAACGGACAAACUCCCAAGGCUUCCGGCGCUCUGAUCCGUGUCGCAGUCAUUGCAGUCGGUCCCAUCGCUGUCAACGCUGGUGUUCUCGGUGGUCUCUUUGCCCUGGCUUGUUGCGCAGGACCUCUUCUCGGCAUGUGCUGCAAGAAGUUCGGUGCUGUCCUUGCCGCUAUUGCCCACGCUAUUGCUGUCAUCAUGCUGCUUGUUUUCUUCGUUGUCAUGAUGUUCCUGGAAGGCUUCAGUUUCCCAAGAGCCCUUUCAGGCAUGGUUGCCGUGGUCGCCAUUCAGCGUUUCAUCUUCAAGCUCAUCAUCACCCUUGCUCUCACUCGUGAGUUCAAGGCUGAUACCUCCAACAUUGCUUGGUGGACUGGUAAAUGGUACACCAUGGGCUGGCACACACUGACCCAGCCUGGCCGUGAGUUCCUUUGCAAGAUCACCGAGCUUGGGUUCUUUGCCGCCGACUUCAUCCUUGGCCACGUUUUGCUCUUCUUCAUGCUUCCGAUCAUCUUGAUUCCGUACGCCGACAAGUUCCACUCUGUCAUGCUGUUCUGGCUGCGACCAAGUCGUCAGAUCCGUCCUCCGAUUUACUCCUUGAAGCAGACCAAGCUCCGCAAGCGCAGAGUGAUCCGUUACGCUAUCUUGUACUUCGUAUUGCUCGUUGUCUUCCUUGCUAUCAUCGUUGGCCCUAUUGUUGCUGGCAAGCAGAUCAAGCUGAAGGUCAAUCUUCCGUACGAGCUCCUCCAGCCUACUGGUUACAGCAACAACGACACUUCGGCACAAGUCACCGGCCAAUGUAUCCAAGAUACAUGUCCGCCAUAUCAGGGCGGCGACAGUGGUGACAGCGCCGCUACGACCGCCGCUGCGGCCACGACUGACGCAGCUGCUCGCUUCCGUCGUUACUUGGCGUACUGA
Molecule: messenger RNA, 5871 nt
Organism: Ascochyta rabiei
Lineage: Eukaryota; Fungi; Ascomycota; Dothideomycetes; Pleosporales; Didymellaceae
Product: 1,3-beta-glucan synthase
Exons: 3
Coding region: 1-5871 (1956 amino acids)
Biological process (GO): (1->3)-beta-D-glucan biosynthetic process; fungal-type cell wall polysaccharide biosynthetic process
Cellular component (GO): 1,3-beta-D-glucan synthase complex; plasma membrane
Molecular function (GO): 1,3-beta-D-glucan synthase activity
Source: RefSeq, a predicted model, not a curated record